Messenger RNA from Zea mays, 1985 nucleotides. RefSeq lists its product as uncharacterized. Gene Ontology annotation, molecular function: iron ion binding; oxidoreductase activity, acting on paired donors, with incorporation or reduction of molecular oxygen; heme binding. Bases 154 to 1752 code for a protein of 532 amino acids. The record is from RefSeq and is a predicted model, not a curated record. The transcript has 5 exons. NCBI's taxonomy places the organism in Eukaryota, Viridiplantae, Streptophyta, Magnoliopsida, Poales, Poaceae.
GUUAUUUAAUUUGGAGCAGUUCUUUCUUAUCUCGACACUGCACGGCACGGAGGAGUUAAAGGGACGGCAGCGCACCGGCACCUCCUCUCACACAGGCAGUCCCCCCACCCACCCAGCGUGCGAGGCGAUCAAACCGUGUGCGGCCGUGCGGGCAUGGCGGCCACGCUGCUCCUGGCCUCGGCGACCGCGCUCCUGGCGCUGGCGGCGGCGUGGUUCUGGGACUACGUCGUGGUGCGCCUCCUUUGGCGGCCCCGCGCCGUGGCCGGCAUGUUCAGGGCGCAGGGGGUCCGCGGGCCGCCCUACAGCUUCCUCAGCGGCUGCAACCGCGAGAUGAGGAGGAUGAAGGCGGAGGCCGACGACGGGCUCCGGCUGGACGUCCGCGACCACAACUACCUCCCCAGGGUGAUGCCCCACUUCCUCGCCUGGAAGCAGCAGUACGGGGAGCCAUUCCUGUACUGGAUGGGUCCGCGGCCCCGGGUCUGCCUCUUCGACUACGAGUCGGUAAGGCAAGUUCUUUUCAACAAGUCCGGCCAUUUCUUCAAGGACGACGCCCACCCGACUAUCCUGGCAAUGAUGGGCAAAGGGCUGGUCCUGGUGGAAGGCACCGACUGGGUGCGCCAUCGGAGGGUGGUCAACCCAGCCUUCGCCAUGGACAAGCUCAAGAUGAUGACGGAGACGAUGGUCAGCUGUGCUGAGCCACUGAUCAAGCGGUGGGAACAGCUCGCAGCAGCCAGCAGAUCCAGCGAGGACGGUGGGAGGGGAGAAGUGCAAGUGGAGUUCAGCAAGCAGUUCCAGGACCUGACGGCGGACGUUAUCGCCCACACCGGUUUCGGAAGCAGCUACAAGGAGGGCAAAGAGGUGUUCCAUACGCAGAAGCAGCUCCUGGCGCUCGCCAUGGCGACUCUCCUCAACGUGCAGCUGCCAGGAUUCAAGUAUCUCCCUACCAAGAACAACAGGCUAAAGUGGGCGCUAGAAAAGAAGAUGAAGACAACGCUCAUGGCGAUCAUACAGUUGCGGGUGGCAUCCAAUGGAAGGAGUAGUGGAUACGGAAACGACCUGCUCGGCCUGAUGCUCGAGGCCUGGCUCACAGCGGAACGAGGAGGGGAACGGGACGAGUUGAGCCUGACCAUGGACGAGAUCAUAGACGAGUGCAAGACAUUCUUCUUCGCAGGCCACGAGACCACGUCCCAUCUGCUCACCUGGACAAUGUUCUUGCUCAGCGUGUACCCGGAAUGGCAGCAACGGCUAAGGGACGAGGUCCUGAGAGAGUGCGGACAGGCAAACCCUACUGCAGACACGCUUAACAAAUUCAAUGAGAUGACGAUGGUGCUCCUCGAGACACUGAGACUCUACGGCCCUGUCAUGCUCAUGCUAAGAAAGCCUACCUCCGACAUAAGGCUGGGCAGCCUCAGCAUACCGAAAGGCAACGGGAUCGCCAUACCUGUCCCGUUCCUCCACCGAGACAGAGAGGUCUGGGGCGACAACGCCAAUGACUUCGACCCGUUGAGGUUUCAGAACGGGGUCACGAACGCGGCCAAGACCCCGCAGGCUCUUCUGUCGUUCUCGAUCGGGCCGAGGGCAUGCAUCGGCCAGAACUUCGCGAUGCUGGAAGCGAAGUCGGUGAUGGCCAUGAUCCUGAAGAAGUUCUCCUUCACGCUUUCCUCGAGCUACGUGCACGCGCCUGUGGAUUAUAUCACGCUCCAGCCUAAGUUCGGCCUUCCCAUAGUUUUGAGGCCACUCCCGGAUGUAUGAUGAUGUGAAAUGGAUGUGUGUAUGUGUGUAGCCUGAUAGCUGAUUUUUUUUUUGGGGUCUAAGUAUACAUAAGAGGUCAGUAUUCAGGACUUGGUUUCAUCCGCCAAACAGUAAGGCUAAAGAACCAAAACUUGUUGAAAACUGGUAACUUUCUGGGAUUUUAUGCCCGUAUUAUGUAUAUAAAUAUAUAAUGCUACAUAGAACUUUGUAUUCGGAGUUGGUUCUGAGUUGAA